GUGGGACCGGUACAGUUUCGAGGAUUAAAAAUGACACUUUUUCGGAAAAGUAAAAGUAAAGGAGAUUUGCAGCAGGAGUUUCAGACUACCGUCAGGUUUUUAGAUGAUUCUGAGCCAAUCCAAGUGCCAUUUACGAAGGAGACGGUGGGUCAGUAUGUGCUUGACAAGGUGUGUGAGACCCUCAACCUCGUGGAGAAGGACUACUUUGGCCUCCGCUAUGUCGAUACUGAGAAACAGCGGCAUUGGCUGGACCCAACCAAAACAGUCUACAAGCAACUAAAGGGUGUAAGCCCGUGUGUGCUAUGUUUUCGUGUCAAGUUCUACCCAGCUGAGCCUAUGAAGCUGCAUGAAGAAAUCACAAGGUACUAUUUGUUCCUGCAGCUGAGGCGAGACUUGCACCAUGGCCGCCUCCUUUGUUCCCCACAGGAUGCUAACCUCCUCGCAGCAUACAUCAUACAGUCGGAGGUUGGUGACUACGACCCGGAGGAUCACCAGGCUGGUUAUGUGUCGGAGUUUAAGAUGCUGCCGAACCAGAACGUCCAGCAGGAGGAGCAGAUACAUGAGCUCCACAAGACAAUCGCGGGACAGGUGCCUGCCGAGGCGGAGGCCAAUUUUUUGAAGAAGGCUGCCUCUCUGGAUACCUACGGAGUGGACCCGCACAAAGUUAAGGAUCAGAAGAACAACCAGAUGUACCUGGGCGUGACUCACCAAGGAAUCAUGACCUUCCACGGCAGCCGACGCACACAGAUAUACAAGUGGUCUCAGAUCAAGAAGCUGGCCUUUGAAGGGAAAACAUUCAUCGCACAUGUGAACGUGAAUGAGGAUGCAGAUACAAGCCACAAGAAGAAACAUCAGCCAAUCGGGUACAAGUGUUUGUCUGUGGCAGCGUGCAAGUACUUGUGGCGGUGUGCCGUUGAGCAGCAGUUCUUCUUCACGUUGCAGAACUCGUUCCACACACCGAAAAUUCGGUCGGGCGGCAGUCUGUUUUCCCGGGGCUCAAAGUUCAGGUUCAGUGGACGAUGCCAGAAUGAGGCAUACAUGGCAAGCGAGGAUAUCAAGAGGAAGGAGCCUGAUUUCCAGAGGACGUGUUCACUGCCCAAUUUUUCUCGGAAGUCUGACGCAAAGAUCCACAUGCGCAACUCUGCAAACCUCUCCAUCACAGAGGACAAAAACACCGGUGGUUUCCGAGCGAACACUCUACCGCACAUGACCAGUGCACCGUCUGUCUCUGUUCAACCAGAUAAUUUCGAAAAGCGUAGAAACUCUCGGGGUUCACGGGAAAACGUAAGGCGGGAUUCUGAAGGUCGUAGGAGGUCAAGGGAUCAACUUAACGAGAGGAAAAUGUCUGGUUCCCAUACUGAGUCUGAGACUAAGAGAGAGGAGCCAAUUGCUCCCGUUCGGGCUCCUCUCGCCGAGGUUGAGAUCAUGCAGCAGUCUGUGCCUGUUGAGGUGUACAGACAGGAAAAGACUGACACAAGGCCCGUGUCAAAAGAAACCAGCAUUGAUGAAGUAUUUAUGCCUGUGUCUGUGUCUAUGCCCGAGUCCAAGCCUGGUAGGACGCCAGAGCAAAAUGCUGUAAAGCCUGGAGAGAGGCCUGCUUUCGACCCUUUUAAAGUAAAAAAUCAAGAAACGGAGUUCAAAACACAUGAAGUCCCCAAGGCCUCUGAACCAGGUAAUCAGGAACAACCUGUAACUCAAGUAGCCCACAAAGAUGUGAAACCACAUGUUAGGGAGAUGGGUCAUUACACUACUCGGGAAGUGAGAAAAUAUGUCGAGGUUGAACAGAGACAGACAGUGAUUGGUCCGGAAACAGUGGUCAUUCCUGCUCACACAAAGGCGGCUAAACUGGAAUCUAAAGUUGUGACUCGGCCUGUUGAUGACGUCUCUAAACUGGCAUACAAAGACAUUUCCACACCAGGAGAAAAUGCGGUGGAUGUCCCCAUUGAAGCAAGGACAGCAGAGAGACCCCAAUCUUCGCGGCCUGUGACCCAGGAAACUCCAGUUAUGGAGGAAACCAUGGUUCAACAGCGGGCUGACAGGGUACAGGCUGCGGGGCCAGACUCCAUGAAAAUGAAUGGGGGAAUCCCCACGAUCAGUGUCUCCUCCCCGUUGGACAGCGAGACCCGGGUUGGGGAGGCUGACACAACCCAGCUAUACGAGCCCAACGUAACCUUGGAAGAGGAUGAGGAUGACGAGGGUGUUGCCAAAAGCCUUGAGGAGCAGGUCAUGGACCUUGAGAAAGAGAUCGAACAAACACACAACCAUGUCCAGCCUGACACGCCUAGUAGGGAAACUAAACCUACGACCAGACCUGUCGUACAAGCAAAAGGCAGCUGUUCAUGUGGCAAGAUUUUCGCGUACACAUUCUUCUCCCUGUUCUUCACAUUAACUGUGUCAGCAUGUGUGGUGAUGUUCUCGGACAUUGACCAUCCCCUCAUGAACGAGGCACGGUCACAUCUAGCCUUCCUUGAGCCAACCAGAGAUUUUAUCCGCCAUAAAUAUGAAGAAAUUGUCAACAGAUUGUAAAUAAUAUGGACUUUUUUUACACAUCAACCAUUAUAAGAUGAGAAAUGAAGUAAAGAAGAUAAACAUUAUGCUAGUUUGAUGCAUUCAAUCAGGUUGUUUAACAUAUGAGACAAAUACUUGUCUCUGAUGUUUUUAUAUGUGAUCUAUUUUCAAUUGAUGAUUGCUAUUUGCAAUAUAUCACAAGGUUGAUCACUGAGAAAUUUAUUGUAUUUUGGUAAUCAAGUUAUAUCAAUGAAUAACCAGUAAAUCAGAUCAUUAUAAAAUGAUAAGAAUAUUUGAUAUUAUGUAGAAAUUAUCAUGUUUAUCAUAAAACAUGAGAUUGUCCUUAUCUUCAAGAAAAGAUACAGAAUCUGUCAGAAAGUUCUACAAAAAUUAAUGCUUCUGCUGUUCCAUUUCUGUGUUUUGCUGAAAUCUGCAGGAAUUGUAUGUUCUCAGUUUUUGUGGUUGGGUUGGCUCUAGGCCUUUAUUUUAAUCCAAGCAUCAUCUAUAACGGGCAUCAUUUAUAAUGUGCAUCAUUUCUCUGUAUUGGGUAAAACCUUUUUGGGUUGCUUGUUAUUGCUGUGUUCUAUCUAUAUUGUUUAUUUGAAUGAAAUCAUUUAUUGUUGCAGUGGUAUGAUAUUCAGCACAAUUCUCCAACAUAGAAAAUUCAGGCGUUAUCUUCAAGCUGGAAAAAAUAGAAAACUGCAAAAAUAAAUGUUUUCAUAUGAUUGUGUAUCAUACUAUGUACUGUCAUUAUUCAGGUUGCAAUAUUUCAGUGUUAGCAUUUAGUGUAAGGUUAAGUUAUAAUCAUGUAGAUUUUUAGCUAUAAAUUUAGGUUUUUAAAUGCACCAUUAUUUAUAAGUAUGUCCAAAUUUGUGUAUGUAUAUUUUCAUUAAUUCAUGUAAAGGUUAGGUGCAUGUCCAUGUAUAGCUUAAUCUUUUCUCUUGCCCAUUUUUAUAUGAACAAAAGACUUUAACAGAUGUUGUUCAGUGAUGAUAAAGGUACAUAUAAGUCCUUGGUUUAAAUGUCAAAUGUAUAUUGAACGUGGACCUCUCCCCACACAAUUUUGUUUUUGCCCACCGCCUAGCCUGACAUCAUUCAUAAUAAUUGAAAUAUAUCUAACCAAUAUAAAUCUUGACUCUAACAUUUCGAAAACCAUCCAAAUUAUUGGUAAACUCUCAUACUGAAACCUGAGGAAUUGUAAGAAGAACAAUUUAGAGAAAUUCAUGACCUGCGAUUUGUAAGUGUUUAUGACUAUUGUAUGUAUGUAUGGUAAGCAGGCCUGGAGUUCUUUGUGGAGAGGAUCCUCUGGUUUUCUGGGGGAAGAUCAACAUGGAUUGGAUCAUUCUUACGUUGUUCCCGGACAAUAUGAAACAUUCCUUUUGUUUAGUCUUUCUGUUAUUCUGUAAUCUAUUGUAUAUUUAUUUUCUUCUUGCAAAUCAGUUCUUGCAUUUAAAGUCUUGUCUGUAGUGACAAACAUGUAUAUUCACAAGAAAUAUUUCAAACCUGCACAUCAUAAAGAAGAGCCUUCAGACUGUAGUGACAUGUUUGCAUGCUGAGUAAACACUACAUUAUCUUCAUCGCAAAUAUACCCCUAGUUUACUCAUACAUAUUACCACAUUGGAGCUUGUUUAUGGCUAAUGGACACUAACAUGAACAUAAUACAUUGGGGCAUGUGCAUGGCUAUUGGACACAAACAUGAACAUAAUGCCAUAUUGGGGUUAUGUUCAUGGCUAAUGGAUACUUACAUGUACAAACUACCAUAUUGCAGCAACCUAUGUUAAUUGCUUGUGGACAUUAACAUGAACAUACUUCCAUGUUGGUGCUUGUUCAUGGCUAAUGGACACAUACAAUAUUUUACCAUAUUGUUUCAUGUUCAUAGCGUAUUAACACUAAACAUACAUAGUUUGGUUACAUCGUAUAAUGUAGAUUGAGGUGCAUUUGAUAUAUCACUUCAGCCUCUUUCAUAUCACACAUGAUGUGUUUCUAUUUUGUCACAUUGAACAAGAAUUUAACAGUCUUUGUGUGGUGCUUAAGAGACAGUAGUGUGCAGCAAAUACAUUAUUAUAUAAAGUAGCAGAAGAUCAUUAUUGUCAUACUGUGUGGCAAAUUCCUUGAGUAAAUGCUCAUUAAGUCACUUAUGUAUCAAGAUACUUGUAUAUUAACUGCUAUGUGAUUUACCCUUAUUUAGAAUCUAUUUUUGCUAUGAUGUUUUUUUGUUUUUGUUUUUAAAAAGUUUCAGUUUUCAGUUUUUGUUUAGUGUGAUUAUUCUUGCUUUUAUUUAACAUUUUACUUUGUUGAUAUUUUGUUAAGAGUUGGAAUGGUUCAUUUUGGGAAGUUUGUUGUCGUCAGUGAUGAAUGCUGAUCUCCCUCAUAAAAUGUGUUCAUUUGGCAUCUUCUGUGCGAAACCUUUUGACUUAAGUUUGUAUUUUUUCUAUUUGAAAUGGACUUGAAUUUUUGUGAUCUAAUCUACUUUGUUCAAAUUUUUAUUUGACUUCCCACAAAUUGUACUAUAAUAAGUUCAGUGUGAGAUAAACAUGAGAGAUGUCUCAAAAUUAUGACUAACAUAUCAUUUGCACUUAUAUGCAAGUCUUAAAACCUAAUGUUUGUUUUCUGUUGUCUUGAUGAGGUGGCAAAUCAGAUUAGAUAUCCAGUUUUGAUAUCAUUUCUAUAAUUCUAUUUAGUAUAUUAUAAAGAUACUGGUAUUGUAUAAUGUAAAAAUGAAAUGUAGCAAAUAUGGGAUAAUAAUUGUAAACUAUUGUUUUUAUAUCACACCAUGAAAAUAAAAUGUAGCAAAUAUCAUUAUAUGAAUUGUAAACUAUUGUUAUUAUAAGUCCCACCUGAUCGGAGUUUAUGUAGAUAUUAUAAGUCUUGUCUCAUGAAGAAAACCAUUGAUAAUUAUAUGAAUGCUUAAUUUGACUAAAUAUGACGUUACACUGAGAUUUACAUUGGUUUAGGAUAUCACCAUAUAGGACAGAACGCUUACCAUAGUUACAUUCCUUCCGUAACAAGCAGUGAUGCCAAGUACUUCUUUAACAAUCUAUUUUUGUCAAGGUUAAAACUACCAAUUGAAUAAUCAAAACACAAGUUUAAAGCUGUUUAUUUCAAUUAAGUCUUAACUAUUUUGGAAAUAUCUUGGAAAUACAUCAUUUGAAUGAAUACUUGUUCAAACCACAGUGUCAGAAUAAUGAUAAAUGUCUGCAUAUAUAUACAAUAUCUGUCAUAGUAAUAAGUAUGUCUUCAUUCAUAAUAAUAUGUUCCAAAUCAUAUAGAAUUUUAUACAACAUUAAGUUUAUACUUUCAUUUGCUUUUAGUGGUGUGUGUUCUAUCAUGGUUGAGUGAUUAUCACGUAUAUUAUGUUACAGGUAACUAUGGUUUACAUGCUUAUGAUAAGGUCAAUAAAUGCACCCUAACAA
Messenger RNA from Mya arenaria, 5921 nucleotides. RefSeq names its product FERM domain-containing protein 5-like. The coding region runs from base 31 to 2526 and encodes 831 amino acids. Gene Ontology annotation, molecular function: cytoskeletal protein binding. Lineage: Eukaryota; Metazoa; Mollusca; Bivalvia; Myida; Myidae. The record is from RefSeq and is a predicted model, not a curated record. Gene Ontology annotation, cellular component: cytoskeleton. The transcript has 18 exons.